This is a messenger RNA of Trichoderma gamsii, 1476 nucleotides long. RefSeq lists its product as hypothetical. The transcript has 5 exons. The coding region runs from base 1 to 1476 and encodes 491 amino acids. The record is from RefSeq and is a predicted model, not a curated record. Gene Ontology annotation, molecular function: DNA-binding transcription factor activity, RNA polymerase II-specific; zinc ion binding; transcription cis-regulatory region binding. Gene Ontology annotation, cellular component: nucleus. NCBI's taxonomy places the organism in Eukaryota, Fungi, Ascomycota, Sordariomycetes, Hypocreales, Hypocreaceae. Gene Ontology annotation, biological process: positive regulation of transcription by RNA polymerase II.
AUGAAGGCCAAACAAGGCUGCUGGACUUGUAAACAGCGGAAAAUAGGGUGCGACAGGGGUCUGCCAGUGUGCCACAACUGCACUCGCACCGGCAGACGAUGCUUGGGCUAUGGUGUUCGUCUGCUGUGGCCGGAUCGCCAUGAUGGCAGGCGAAAGGAUAGCGGCUUUGUAGUCUAUUCGCCGCCUGAGAAUCCGCUGGAGCUGUCUGAGACUUAUGGGCUGCAUUUCCUAAACGUUACGAACAACGAUGUGGCGUCGUCGCUGGAUCCUAGCUCUUAUAAUGCGCUCGUUACGAGGCCCUUCACGAAGCCAGCCCGAGCUCUCAAUCUCUAUCCCUCGAUGGUCGGCCAAGAUGCCAUGUUCAUGUCAUACUAUGAACGCGUUAUUGCUCCUAUGAUUUCGACCACGCAAGUUCAGAAUGGCUUCCGAACCGAUCUUGUCCAAAUGGUGUUAUCUCGAGGAGACAGUGCCACGAAAGCCCUCUGGAACUCCAUGAUGGCUGUUUCUGCUUUCCACCACAGUGGUGCCGAAUCUGCUUUGACGUACAAGACAAACGCUGUCCGCUACCUAUCCGCCUCUCUGACUCCGGGGAGUGAAACGAGAUCAAUCGAUCUAAACGAGACGCAGUUUGCUGCGUCUAUGAUGUUGUGUAUCUAUAGUGUGUUUGAUGAGACCGACGGUAACUGGACGACGCACCUCGAUGGAGCGAAAUAUAUGCUGGAAGGGCUAUACCCGGAACACCGGAGACACAUCAAAGCCGACUUCCUCUUCACUUGGUUCUUGUAUCAUGAAGUAUUAGCCUGCUUCAGCCAGCCACUUCGACAAGCCAACAAUUGCCUUGAUAUUCUUUUCCUGCUGGGUUCUUCCAACUGUGAUGCCACCUUGAUUCUUGGAGCUCUAGGAUGCUCGUUAGAAGUAAUUGCCAUUAUACACCGAGUAAACAAACUCCGCAUAGGCAUCAUGACAAAGGAAAUCGAGCCAAUGUCCCCCAAGCUGAUCCAGCAACGAUUCGAACUGGAGCACACACUACACAACAUUGUUCAAAGGCUCGAUCCUGCGGGAGACACCGGUGAGGCUCCCGCAAGGCGCACACGCAUCUUGGCUACUGCGGAACUUUACCGCAUAGCGACACUGCUCUAUCUCGUUCAUGUUGUCCCUCUGCCCGGAGACGAGGACCAGAAAACGACUUAUUUGGAAGAGGCGUUCGAUAUCCUAGAACGCUUAGGGGUGGCCACAAGCCCGUGGCCGAUAUUCAUGGCGGCUUGCGAGUGCCACACAGAUGAACAACGCAUCAGAAUUCUGCGCAUCUUGGAUUUGAUGAAUAAUGUGAGAAACAUUGGCAAUAUCCGGGUGAUGCGCAAUCUUAUCGAGACUUGUUGGAAGCACUACGAUCUUCAGGCCGACUCGACGUACACGAAUCGCAUGAAAUGGUGGGAGUUUGUUAAUUACGAAACAGCGGUACCUUGGUUUAUUUAA